UGUAUCUGUGGCAGUAGCAUUUGAUUUGAGUCAUUGGAAUUGUUUUUGAUGCAGCAUUGAGGAAGCACAAGCUUCUCAUGUUUAUAGCUACAAGCAUGGUUUUAAAGGAUUUGCAGCCAAGCUCACUGAUGAACAAGCUUAUCAUAUUUCAAAAAUGCCAGAAGUGGUUUCUGUGUUCCCCAAUUCCAAGAGAAAGCUGCAUACAACUCAUUCAUGGGACUUCAUGGGGCUUCUUGAUGACCAAACCAUGGAGACUCUUGGCUACUCCAUAAGGAACCAAGAAAAUAUCAUAAUUGGUUUCAUUGAUACUGGAAUUUGGCCUGAAUCCCCAAGCUUCAUUGACACUGACAUGCCUCCAGUGCCACCUGGAUGGAAGGGAAAAUGUCAACCAGGAGAAGCAUUCAAUUCUUCAACUUGCAACAGGAAAGUAAUUGGAGCUAGAUACUAUAAGAGCGGAUAUGAAGCUGAAGAGGAAGGUUCAGAUGCAAAGACCUCAUUCAGAUCUGCAAGGGAUAGCACCGGCCAUGGUAGCCAUACAGCAUCCAUAGCUGCAGGGCGCUAUGUGGCAAACAUGAACUAUAUGGGGCUGGCAGCUGGAGGAGCCAGGGGAGGUGCACCUAUGGCUAGAAUUGCUGUGUACAAGACAUGUUGGGAUUCAGGUUGCUAUGAUGUGGACUUGCUAGCUGCAUUUGAUGAUGCAAUAAGAGAUGGGGUUCACAUUUUGUCACUAUCUCUUGGAGCUGAGUCUCCACAAGGAGACUAUUUCAGUGAUGCAAUAUCUGUGGGGUCAUUUCAUGCUGCCAGCCGUGGUGUUCUUGUUGUGGCAUCAGCUGGCAAUGAAGGCCACCCUGCCUCUGCCACUAAUCUUGCCCCAUGGAUCCUCACUGUUGCUGCCAGCUCAACAGACAGGGAUUUCACUUCUGACAUCAUUUUUGGAAAUGGUGUUAGAAUCAUGGGUGAAAGUCUUAGUAUCUCAGAAAUGAAUGCUUCCACAAGUAUAAUAUCUGCUUCUGAAGCCUUUGCAGGAUACUUUACCCCUUAUCAAUCCAGUUACUGUUUAGAGAGCUCUCUUAAUAAGACCAAGACCAAAGGGAAAGUGCUAGUGUGUAGGCAUGUAGAGAGUUCAACAGAAUCAAAGGUGGCAAAGAGCAAGAUAGUGAAAGAUGCCGGAGGAGUUGGAAUGAUACUCAUUGAUGAGACAGAUCAGGAUGUUGCAAUUCCAUUUGUGAUCCCCUCAGCUAUUGUUGGAAACAGAAUUGGAGCAAGGAUUCUAUCUUAUAUCAGAAGAACACGUACUCCUAUGUCAAGGAUUUUCAAAGCAAAGACAGUUCUAGGAGCCCAGCCUGCGCCACGUGUAGCAUCAUUUUCUUCUAAAGGCCCCAAUGCACUCAACCCUGAAAUUUUGAAGCCUGAUGUGACUGCACCAGGACUGAAUAUACUUGCAGCAUGGUCUCCAGCAGCUGGAAACACCUUCAAUAUUCUCUCUGGAACUUCCAUGGCUUGUCCUCAUGUCACAGGAAUUGCAACCAUAGUCAAAGCUGUACAUCCUUCAUGGUCUCCAUCUGCUAUCAAAUCUGCUAUCAUGACCACUGCUACAAUUCUGGACAAGAACCAUAGACCGAUUAGCGCGGAUCCACAGCAAAGAAGGGCUAAUGCAUUUGACUAUGGAUCAGGUUUUGUGAACCCUGCAAGAGUUCUUGAUCCUGGUCUCAUCUAUGAUUCAGAGGCAUCAGAUUUUGUCACAUUCCUAUGUUCAAUUGGCUAUGAUCAGCAUUCACUCCAUCUUGUCACAAGGAACAACAACAGCACAUGUGAGCAUAGAACACUCACAACUGCUUCUGAUCUUAAUUAUCCAUCAAUUACAGUGCCAAAUCUCAAAAACAGUGCCUCAGUAACUAGGAUUGUUACCAAUGUUGGAAAAUCAAGAACUAUUUACAAAGCUUCAGUGCUUUCUCCACCUGGUGUUAAUGUCACUGUUAUUCCAAACAGAUUAGUAUUCUCAAGAUUAGGACAGAAAAUCAAGUUCAGAGUGAACUUCAAAGUGAAUAAUGCUCCAUCAAAGGGUUAUGGAUUUGGGUUCUUGUCAUGGAGGAAUAGAAGAUCACAAGUCACAAGUCCCAUAGUUGUCAAGGUUGCACCUUCAAAUCAUGGAUUGGUCAGAUAGUAAUGCAUGUAAAUAUAUAGCAAAAUAUAUAUGUUAGUUUAAGAGUUUGAGAUUACUAUAGUCCAUAGAACAACCAUUCAUAUUGAAUUCCUAUUGACCAAUGCCAAAGUUCACUAGUUUAUAUGAUUGGAGCAUAAGCAAUCAUUAUAUAAAACAGAAUUCAAAGAAAUUAUAUAUGUAGAUGCUUUGAGGUUA
Arachis ipaensis is the source of this 2359-nucleotide messenger RNA. The record is from RefSeq and is a predicted model, not a curated record. Lineage: Eukaryota; Viridiplantae; Streptophyta; Magnoliopsida; Fabales; Fabaceae.